Arabidopsis lyrata subsp. lyrata is the source of this 932-nucleotide messenger RNA. Its product is annotated as putative F-box protein At1g53550. The record is from RefSeq and is a predicted model, not a curated record. Bases 194 to 916 code for a protein of 240 amino acids. Lineage: Eukaryota; Viridiplantae; Streptophyta; Magnoliopsida; Brassicales; Brassicaceae. The transcript has a single exon.
CACGUGGGCAAGGUUUCAGUGUAUAUCGUCCUCCGGUUGGCGGAUUGGUCUGUCGUCAACAUUAUCGAAAGAAUCCAAUGCAUCCUUCACCAGUGGUGGUGAUUUCUAAAUUCUAAUCCCAUCACAGGAGAGUGUUUAGCCUUGCCUAGACUGAGAAUGGAUGAGAUUAUGAAUAAGUCAGAGCGGUUCAUGCAUGGACAAUGUAAGCCAUUAUUCUUUUUCUUUUGGGUAUGAUCCAAUCGACAAACAGUUCAAGAUAUUGCGUAUCACCACCUUGUAUGAGUAUGACACACAAAAUUCCAGUCAGUAUCAAGUUCUAACAUUAGGAGGGGCUCGAAAGAAAAAUCUCUUAUGGAGAAAUAUCCAAUGUUGCACAAAUCAUUAUCCUUACAUGUCUCACGAUGAUAAUAAGAUAUGCAUCAGUGGUGUUUUGUAUUAUCCAGCAGGGUGCUAUAAGGGUAAAAGACAUUGCGUUGCCAUCGCUUGCUUUGAUGUUAGGUCUGAGAGUUUUAGUUUUAUUAACGUUGAUCUAGAAGACAUGACAGCCGAAAAGAUCAGUUCUUACAGUUUCGCUUUGAUAGACUACAAGGGUAAAUUAGGUGCUUGUAAUUGUGAUACUUACAAGAAUCUGUUUGAGUUGUGGGUUUUAGAGAAUGCGGAGGAACAUAAAUGGUCAAAGUAUCUCUACCAAAUGCCUCAGCUGUCUGUAAUGAUUUCUGCUGUACGUGCUGCUGGAAUGAUUGCUAGUGGUGAAAUUGUGUUGCACCCAUCCUAUUCAGUAGUUCAUUUUUUCGUUUUGUACUACAAUCUCGAGAGGAACAUUAUCACAAGAGUAAGACUUGAAGUUCCACUUAUGGUUAGUGGGUGUUGGGUUCACGCAUUUGCAAACUAUCUAGAGGAUCUUAAGCUUAUGUAAAUCUUUUAUAAAGUCA